AAGGAGAAGCAUGACCAACCUCAUCCACUCCUCAAAUUUGUUGUGCUGGCAAACACAAACACAGCACCAUAAGACAUCGCCUCCUGACCUGCCUCUUCCAUUAGUCUCUGCCUUUCUCUGCAAUCCACAUGCAUGAAAAGCCCAAAUAUAUUCUUGCAGGCGAAAGCCAUCUUUGAUUGCACAUUGAUUUGAUUGAUGGCCGUGGCCUACUCAAUCUCCAACUCAUCCUUUGUCUUCUUCUUCUUCUUCCCAGAUAUUUGAGAAUCGAGAGCAUUCCGACCCUUGUUGAAUCGUAUAAGCCAAGUUCCGAUCUUGUUUGUUGAAUCAGAGUCGUUUGCUGCGAAUUGAUUGAUAAACAAGGCAAAGAUCGGAGCUUUUUUGUUUCUUGAUCGGAAAGGAAUGGAGUUUUGGACCUCGCUGGCGUCGCUGAUGGGGGUGUUCGCCUUCUGCCAGAGCAUCCUCCACGCGUUGUUGCCGCCGGAGUUGCGGUUCGCGGCGACGACGGUCUUGCAGCGCGCGUUCCUCUGCUUCUCGAGUUACUGCUACUACGACAUCACGGAGACGGAUGGCAUGAGCACCAACGAGCUGUACCACUCGGUGCAGUUGUACCUCAGCCGCUCCGCGUCCGUCGCCGCCACGCACCUCAGCCUCUCCCGCGGCCUCAACUCCUCCGCCUUCACCUUCGGGCUCAGCAGUCACGACCGGCUGGUGGACACCUUCCGCGGCGCCACCGCCACGUGGGAGCACGUCGUGACGCAGAGGCAGGCGCAGACGUUCUCGUGGCGGCCGCUGCCGGAGGAGAAACGCAGCUUCACGCUCCGGAUUAAGAAGAAGGAUAAACCCCUGUUCGUCCCGGCCUACCUCGACCACAUCAUGGACACCGCCACCGAGCUCCGCCGCCGGAGCCAGGACCGCCUCCUCUACACCAACUCCCGCGGCAGCGCCGGGGGCAUGGAGUCCCGCGGCUUCCCAUGGGAGUCCGUCCCCUUCAAGCACCCUAGCACCUUCGAAACCCUAGCUAUGGAUCCGGAGCGGAAGCAGCUCAUCAUGGCCGACCUCAGGGACUUCGCCGAGGGCAAGGCCUUCUACGAGAAGACCGGUCGCGCGUGGAAGCGCGGAUACCUGCUCUACGGUCCGCCGGGAACCGGUAAGUCCAGCAUGAUCGCCGCCAUGGCCAAUUUCCUUGGGUACGACGUCUACGACCUCGAGCUCACUGAAGUCAGCACCAACUCGGAGCUCCGCAAGCUCCUCAUGAAGACCACUUCCAAAUCCAUCAUCGUCAUAGAGGACAUCGAUUGCUCGAUAAACCUCACCAAUCGAGGCCCCAAAAAGUCACCGACCCCGCUGAUCGAUCCGCCGUCGCCGGAGGAUCCCAAUGUCGCCGUCGCCCCCGCUGCCGCACCCAAGACGAUAACUUUAUCCGGGCUCCUUAACUUCACCGACGGAUUGUGGUCGUGCUGCGGCAGCGAGCGGAUCUUCGUGUUCACCACCAACCACGUCGAGAAACUCGACUCGGCGCUGCUCCGAUCAGGGAGAAUGGACAUGCACAUACUGAUGGGUUACUGCUCGUUCCCGGCGCUCAAGAUCCUGAUGAAGAACUACCUAGGGUUAGAGGACGGCGAACUCGACGAAAAAUCCGACCUUUGGGCCGGAUUGGCGGCGGCCAUCGACGAGGCCGAGAUAACUCCGGCGGACGUCAGCGAGAUCCUGAUAAAGAACCGGCGGCGGGAGAAGCCCGCGGCGGCGGCGGAGCUUCUGGAGGUCCUCAAGGCCCGGGUGGAGAAGAGGAGGAAGGAGGGAGGGAAAAUUAGUUCCGGCGAGGGCGUGGAAGUGGAGGAGGAGGAGAAGAGGGCAUUGGACAGCCCCAAAGAGAGCGGCCAAGACACCGAGAGUGACGGUGGGAAAGAGGUAGUGGCGGCGGCGGCGGCGUUAUGAGGAGUAACCAUGGCCGCCCUGUCCGCCAUGUGCUUUCUGAAAUGCCUCUGCCAUUGUGAUUGUUGAAUAAAGAGUUGUUGUAUAGCCUUUUGCCAUUUGCCCAUUCCAUUUUGAACUCCAUUUACAUCAUUUGGGUUGUAGAUUUUAUGAUUUGAAGAAGAGAAUAAACUUGAUAUGUAUUUAUUACUUGCA
Messenger RNA from Zingiber officinale, 2127 nucleotides. Its product is annotated as AAA-ATPase At5g57480-like. Gene Ontology annotation, molecular function: ATP binding; ATP hydrolysis activity. The record is from RefSeq and is a predicted model, not a curated record. Lineage: Eukaryota; Viridiplantae; Streptophyta; Magnoliopsida; Zingiberales; Zingiberaceae. Bases 400 to 1935 code for a protein of 511 amino acids. The transcript has a single exon.